This is a messenger RNA of Ochlerotatus camptorhynchus, 564 nucleotides long. RefSeq names its product protein quick-to-court-like. The record is from RefSeq and is a predicted model, not a curated record. The transcript has 2 exons. The coding region runs from base 1 to 564 and encodes 187 amino acids. NCBI's taxonomy places the organism in Eukaryota, Metazoa, Arthropoda, Insecta, Diptera, Culicidae.
AUGCUACAGGAUAAGAACGCGACCAGGAUGGCCGUUUUGAUAAAACGAGCUUGCAUAGACCUGGAGCAGCGUGAUACUGAAAUUCUAAGACUUACCAAAGAGGUUGUUGAGCUGCGGCUCUUCAAAGCAUCGCUCAGUUCCCCGGAGGAACAUUCAAACUCCAGUGACGCCGUAACGGUGCGAGAGAACACCACCAACGAUGCAAACACACCCAGCUCUCAGGGCAUUUCACCGAUUGUGAAUCAAACGGAUGAGUGUAGCAAAGCCAGUCCCCGGCAUCAUCUGCACAAUCAUGGCAUCCAUGUCGAGGACAUUACGACCUCGUCGAUCCAUUUUAAAGAUUCGUACGUACACACGCAGGAUCGUGCUUGCGGAAGCGACGAUGACAUUGAUGCCGAGAAGCAGCGGCUUGUCGAGAUGUACGAAGCUCGCAUUGAGGAGCUAGUUAAACAGCAACAGGCAGACGAACAGCAGAAUCGCAUGUUCUACAAUUAUCGCGUUGAGGCUUUGCUGCAGAAAUUGUCCGAGUCGAACAGCAAAUACUGUGAUCUGGUUCCAGACUGA